Messenger RNA from Lactuca sativa (garden lettuce), 1731 nucleotides. RefSeq names its product elongation factor 1-alpha 1. Gene Ontology annotation, molecular function: translation elongation factor activity; GTPase activity; GTP binding. Gene Ontology annotation, biological process: translational elongation. NCBI's taxonomy places the organism in Eukaryota, Viridiplantae, Streptophyta, Magnoliopsida, Asterales, Asteraceae. The record is from RefSeq and is a predicted model, not a curated record.
ACCCUAAAUGGGAGAGAAUUUAGGGUGCGUAUGGCUGUCUUAACCUUCGGUAUAUAAACCCCUGUAUGCUCUCUCUGUUCUAUAUUCUCUAUUUAGUCUUCCUCUUUUCGCCGUUCUUCAAAUUUCUUUGAUCGAAGAGGAAUUCUCUGUUUCUCAAAGCUGUUAAACCAUGGGUAAGGAAAAGGUUCACAUCAACAUCGUCGUCAUCGGCCAUGUUGACUCUGGAAAAUCAACCACUACCGGUCACCUGAUCUACAAGCUUGGUGGAAUCGACAAGCGUGUGAUCGAGAGGUUCGAGAAAGAAGCCGCUGAGAUGAACAAACGUUCAUUCAAAUACGCCUGGGUGCUCGACAAACUGAAAGCCGAGCGUGAACGUGGUAUCACCAUUGAUAUCGCUCUCUGGAAAUUCGAAACCAACAAGUACUACUGCACAGUCAUCGACGCUCCCGGCCAUCGUGAUUUCAUCAAGAACAUGAUUACCGGAACUUCCCAAGCCGACUGCGCCGUCCUCAUCAUCGACUCCACCACCGGUGGCUUCGAAGCUGGUAUCUCCAAAGAUGGUCAAACCCGUGAACACGCUCUCCUCGCUUUCACUCUCGGUGUCAAACAAAUGAUCUGUUGCUGCAACAAAAUGGACGCCACCACCCCCAAAUACUCAAAAGCCAGAUACGAUGAAAUCAUGAAGGAAGUCUCAACCUACCUCAAGAAAGUCGGUUACAACCCUGACAAAAUCCCAUUCGUCCCAAUCUCUGGAUUCGAAGGUGACAACAUGAUUGAAAGGUCAACAAAUCUCGAUUGGUACAAAGGCCCUACUCUCCUUGAAGCUCUUGACCAAAUCAACGAGCCAAAACGUCCCACAGACAAACCACUUCGUCUCCCACUUCAAGACGUUUACAAAAUCGGUGGAAUUGGAACUGUUCCAGUCGGGCGGGUUGAAACCGGUAUCAUCAAACCCGGAAUGGUCGUCACUUUUGGCCCAACCGGUUUAACAACUGAAGUGAAGUCCGUUGAAAUGCAUCAUGAAGCUUUGUUGGAGGCUCUACCAGGUGACAAUGUUGGAUUCAAUGUGAAGAAUGUUGCUGUGAAGGAUAUCAAGCGUGGGUAUGUUGCUUCGAAUUCUAAAGAUGAUCCUGCUAAAGGUGCUGCGAGUUUUACUUCUCAGGUGAUUAUCAUGAACCACCCGGGUCAGAUUGGAAACGGGUAUGCUCCGGUGUUGGAUUGCCACACGUCUCAUAUUGCUGUGAAGUUUGCUGAGAUUUUGACAAAGAUUGAUAGAAGGUCUGGGAAGGAGAUUGAGAAGGAGCCGAAGUUUUUGAAGAAUGGUGAUGCUGGAAUGGUGAAGAUGAUGCCGACUAAGCCUAUGGUUGUGGAGACGUUUUCUGAGUAUCCACCGUUGGGGAGGUUUGCUGUGAGGGAUAUGAGGCAGACGGUGGCUGUUGGUGUUAUCAAGAGUGUGGAUAAGAAGGAUCCGACUGGUGCUAAGAUCACCAAGGCUGCUGCGAAGAAGAAAUGAAUUUUGGUGGGGAAGGGGAAGGUUUGUUUUUCGUAUUUUAAUUUUCGUUUGGUGUCGUGUGUCGGUUUGUGUGUUUGGUUAGCGGUGGUGAUGGUGGUGUUAUUGCGGUUUCGUGUUCGUACUUGGGUGCUUGAUAGGCGGUGGCGUCUUUAUUUUGUUUGUUUUUGUUGAAGACAAUUUUGAUUUUGGAUUGGAAUAUGAAUGGCUUUUUGGUGGUU